UACUGAUAUAGGGCCCGCUACAUGGAGUGCUAGUGAUAAUAUAAUAUGUUUCUUCCGAAGAAAACGUUAACAGUAUUCAUGACUGUUCUCCUUGACCAUUUUGCCCUGACUAAUCGGGCUCACCUACAGCCCCAUUCAAACAAGCAACUGCACCUACCAAAAUCUCUCUCUCUAUCUAUCUCCCUGAGUUUACAAGCUCUAGUUAGUACAAUCUCCAAGUACGUAUACGAGAGAUGCACCGUCUCGUCGUCCUGCUCCUUGCUGUCUUGCUCCCCCAUGAAACCAUCUCCGCCGCCGAAACUCCCGGCGACCGGUGCAGCCGCCAGUGCGGCAGCACCACCGUCCCCUACCCUUUCGGCUUCUCCCCCGGCUGCCCGAUCCUACUGUCCUGCGACGCCAGCGUGUCCACGCCGAUCCUCCCAUACAUAGGGGAGAGCGGCACCGCGUACCGCGUGAUAUCCUUCAACUCCACCACCUCCACCAUCGUCGUCGGCCUCCCGCCGUCGUGCAGCCGCAGCGUCCCCGAGGCCAGGAGGGCGCUCUCCGGGCGCAACUACGCCGUGUCGUCCCGCACCGGCCUGUUCCUCCGCGGCGGCUGCGCUGGGAUCAACGCGUCGGCGGGCGUCGGAUCAUGCAGCGUGCCCGCGGACGUCAUGUCCAGGCUGCUCCGCACGGCGCGGUGCGUCGGCGUCGGCAACGGCAACGACACCGCCGUGGCGUGCGUCGCCUUCUCCGUGGCAAACUCCACGGCGCACGAGCGCGACGACCAGUUCCUGCGGUGGGAGAAGGUCGAGAAGCAGAGGUGCGACGACGUGCUGACGUCCACGGUGUUCGUGGUCACCGCGGAGGGGACGGCCACGCUGGAGUUCGCCGUGGCCGAGCUCGGGUGGUGGCUCAACGGGACGUGCGGCGCCGACGGCACGGGCGAGCGCUGCGCGGCGAACGCGACGUGCACCGACGUGGACACGCCCGGCGGGGAGACGGGGCACCGGUGCGCGUGUGCGGCGGGGAUGGAGGGCGACGGCUUCUCGGGCGGCGACGGAUGCUACCGCGCUAAGCGGGUUCCCAAGAAGAAGGUGGCUUUCAUCGUUGUAGGUGUGGUGGUGGGCGUGGCGGCGGCGGCCGGCGUGCUCCUGCUGCUGUGCUGGGCACAGCGCCGGCGGUCCGGCGGCAAGGGGAGGCACGGGUCGAGCAGGCUCGCGGCGAUGCGGCUGCUGUCGGAGGCGGCGACGUCGAGCGGCGUGCCGGUGUACUCGUACAACGAGGUGGCGCGCGCGACCAACUCCUUCUCCCACACGCACCGGCUCGGCACGGGCGCCUACGGCACGGUCUACGUCGGCAGGCUCCCGGCGAACUCGACGGCGCUCGUGGCCAUCAAGCGCCUCCGGUGCCGCCACGACGACGACGGCGACGACGGCGGCAGGGCGGUGGCGCUGCUGCUCAACGAGAUCAGGCUCAUCUCCUCGCUCAGCCACCCCAACCUGGUCCGCCUCCUCGGCUGCUGCCUCGACCGCGGCGAGCACAUCCUCGUCUACGAGCUCGUCCCCAACGGCACCCUCUCCCACCACCUCCACGGCGGCGGCGACGGCGAUGGCGACGGCAACCCCACGCUGCCGUGGCGCGCGCGGCUCGGUGUCGCGGCGGGCACGGCGGCCGCCAUCGCGUACCUGCACGCCGCGCGCCCGCCCAUCUUCCACCGCGACGUCAAGUCGGGCAACAUCCUCCUCGGCGCCGACCUCCGUGCCAAGCUCGCCGACUUCGGCCUCUCCCGCGCCGCCCGGGGCGCCGAGGACGCCUCGCGCUCGCACGUUUCCACCGCGCCGCAGGGCACGCCGGGGUACGUCGACCCGGAGUACCACCACAGCUUCCACCUCUCCGACAAGAGCGACGUGUACAGCUUCGGCGUCGUGCUGCUCGAGCUCAUCACCGCCAUGAAGGUCGUCGACUUCGGCCGGCCGGCCAACGAGGUCAACCUGGCGUGCCUCGCGCUCGACCGGAUCGGCAAGGGGAGGGUCCACGAGAUCGUCGACCCGGCGCUCCUCCGCCACGGCGAGGACUGGGUCAUGGAGUCGGUCCGGCACGUCAGCGAGCUCGCAUUCCGGUGCCUGGCGUUCGACAAGGACGUCCGGCCGUCCAUGAGCGAGGUGGCCGCCGAGCUGUGCCGGAUCAGGGACGCCGCCCCAGACUCCGGCAUCGCCGACGCGGGCCUCGAUGGACCGGACGCCGCGGCAAGGAAAGCCCGGUCGCCGGUAUCGGUGCAGGACGUCUGGGUCAGCGACCGGAGCUCGCCGUCGACCAACGGCUCCAUGCCACGCUUUGCGUAGCCAAGUUACAUCCCACGUGCACACAAAGUAGAUGAAAAAUGUAACUUAAACAAUUUUUUGGGGGUGAAGUUUUCCAUGAUGAUGAUCGUUGUAGUACUAGUACCUGUACAGCUGCACAUGUAUCACUACUACGAGCACAAGAACAACUCACAUGUUUGAAUGGGAAACAGCACCAUAGAAAUCAGCAACUUAGGUUUGGCCAAUGCGACAAGAUCGCCACAAGAGCACAAACUUUGGUUUGAUCAUUGCAACAAGGUCAGCACAAGGAGCACAGAGUUGUUCCCAUCCGGAUCAGAUUCGCCACAGCAUUGGAAACACCUAACAGUUUUACAAAGUGAAUGAUAUUCGCCGCAGCAUUGGGAAUACCCAACAGUUUUACAAGCUACAGAAUCGCACAACUUAUCCGGACUUCGUUUCCUCCACCAACCGCACUGGGCCACAUAGAGCUUAUCCGCACUUGGUUGUUCCUAUAAAUGCUGAAUCCAUGGAGAGCCAAGGAGGCACACACACCCAGCUAGUCCAGUCCAGAGCAGCAUACCACAGUUCCCAACAGGGGGCUAGGUGAUCAUCCGAAGAAGAAGAACACAGGAUGUGCUACAAGGUGGAGUGCGAAAAAUGCGGCAAGAUCACCUGGAAGGGGUGCGGCAAGCAUGUCGCCUCCGUCUAUGAAGACAUCGAGAAAGGAAAGCACUGCACCUGCAAGGCGUGGCCGGGUGUCGACACCGAAGGGUCGACUUCCAACACCAAAGAAGGUGAAUCAAAGGCUUGAGUUCUUGCACACGGAUCACUAGUUUUGCAACCACUGGACUGAAGGAGGCUGCACUUUUGAAUAAAAACUUGCCUCUGCUAUCUGCUCUGUAUUUGUUUUUGACUUCUUCGCAGAAGUCAGUUUCGAUGAUCUAAUAAAAAAAAAAUCUUCAGUUGA
Molecule: messenger RNA, 3249 nt
Organism: Hordeum vulgare subsp. vulgare (domesticated barley)
Lineage: Eukaryota; Viridiplantae; Streptophyta; Magnoliopsida; Poales; Poaceae
Product: wall-associated receptor kinase-like 14
Exons: 4
Coding region: 234-2324 (696 amino acids)
Biological process (GO): protein phosphorylation
Molecular function (GO): polysaccharide binding; ATP binding; protein kinase activity
Source: RefSeq, a predicted model, not a curated record